AAAAAAAAAGUGAAAAUAUGCAGAGGAGAACUUCACUCAUAUUCCUUGGAAGCUUACUUAUCAUGUUUACCUCAGUUGUGAAUCAAAGUAGAGCAGACACAUGCACCGAGAUUCUAGGUACCUGCGAAAACUGUGAUCAGAAAUGCCUAGACAAAUACGGGCCGUCGGUCCGAACCCAAUGUGACGGUGUUGCUGGUCAGCCGUUGCUAUGCACGUGCAUCUUCCAUUGUGGACCACCUUUACCGCCCAAGGUGUGCACUGGUGGGGCUGGUCUGUGCAGUGGUAAUUGUUCUGAUAAAUGUUGUGAUGGGAAUUGUGCAGCAAAGUAUAAUGCUGGACAUGGAUCUUGUCUCAUGCUUGGUAAUUUUAAUUUGUGCCAAUGCGAGUACACUUGCUAGAGUCGGUUGAUAAAAUUGUAAACCAAUAGGUUUUCUUUUUGUAUUGUAACUAUCA
Molecule: messenger RNA, 453 nt
Organism: Eutrema salsugineum
Lineage: Eukaryota; Viridiplantae; Streptophyta; Magnoliopsida; Brassicales; Brassicaceae
Product: putative defensin-like protein 180
Exons: 2
Coding region: 18-398 (126 amino acids)
Source: RefSeq, a predicted model, not a curated record